CAGGCAUAGCACAAAACGAUAUGUAAUGUGAGAUUGGUUUCGCCUAUUGGGAGAUUUUUUCUUGUACUUUGCCUUUGAUAAAACUUCAUUAUCAUCAAUCUCCAUCAAGCUCGAAUAAUUCUACUAUCCGUAAAAUCUCAGCGCCACCCUUAUCUGAAGGCCAUAGUCUUCUGGUUCUAUCUACUGCAAUUUGUUUUCAGCAUUUCAUAAAACUUCCCUUUGUUAUAGUUCAUAAAUCUCUAUCAAAGUUUCAUUCUUAUCUUUUUUAAGCUAUAUAUUCAGUCUGCAGGGGAAGAUUCACGUGAAGGAGAUUCAAGAUUUUAUCAUAAAUGGAAAUUCAGGUGAAGGAGACAAGUGUUGUACACCCAGCUCAAGAAACGCCCAGCCACUCUCUAUGGAUCUCAAACUUGGACAUUUUGAACGCACAAUUUGGUCAGGUGCCUAUGAUGUACUUCUACCGGCGGCCGCCGCAGCCGGCGUCUGAUAGAUCCGAUUUCUUUGACAGUUCUCUGCUUAAGGAGAGUUUGAGCAAAGCUCUUGUGGCGUUCUACCCUUUGGCUGGGAGGUUGGGAAGAGAUGAAAAUGGGAGGCUGCAGAUUGAUUGUAAUGGAGAGGGAGUCCUGUUCAUGGAGGCUGAAACAAGUUGUGCUAUUGAAGAUGACUUCACUCCAAGUUUGAAGAUGAAGCAGCUCGUUCCAGCCAUUGAUUAUUCAACAGGCGAUAUCUCUUUUCAUCCACUGCUUCUGUUACAGGUAACUUAUUUCAAGUGCGGAGGAAUUUGUGUUGGGAUUGGGUGGCAUCAUAUUUUGGGAGAUGGAGUUUCUGCAUUUCAUUUUAUCAAAUCAUGGGCUGAAAUAACUUGUGGCUUGCCUAUUAGCAUUCCACCUUCCAUUGACCGAACCAUCCUUCAUGCAAGGAUCCCAUCUCAUCCUACAUUUAACCACAGUGAAUACCAUCCCCCUCCUCCCAUGGAUAUUCUUGAAUCACAAUCAAGUCCUAGACCCACUUCCAUGGCGAGAUUUCGUUUAUCUCUUGAUCAAAUCAAUGCUUUUAAAGCAAAACUAAAAAAUGAGCAUGGAACCAUGUAUAGCACUUUUGUGAUUCUAGCAGCACAUGUAUGGUGUUGUGUGUGCAAGGCACGUGGGUUGUCUGCGAAUCAAUCAACCAAACUAUACAUACCAAUAGAAGGACGAUUAAGAUUGAAUCCUCCACUACCAUUGGGGCAUCUCGGAAAUGUGGUAUUUACUGCUACAUCGAUUGCCUUGGCAAGUGAUAUUCAAUCAAAACCUUUGAUUUAUACUGUGAAGAUUAUUCAUGAAACGUUAAAACGGAUGAAUGAUGAGUAUUUAAGGUCAACAUUAGCUUAUGUGGAACAACAUUAUAAUGAUCUGAUGACUAUUAAACAAAGAGUUCCUAGAAGUAGUUGUUGUCCUAACUUAAGGAUAGUGAGUUGGGCCCGAAUGCCCAUAUAUGAUGCAGAUUUUGGAUGGGGCAGCCCAAUUUUUAUGAGCCGGACUAUUGUUUCUUAUGAAGGAUCUUCGUUUAUCUUGCCAAGUCCAUCUAAUGAAAGGAGUUUGUUUUUGAUUAUAUGCUUGGAGAGUCCUCACAUGGAGCUCUUCAAGAAGUUGUUAUACACUGAGGGAGUUGCCCCAAUGAAAAAAUAUUAUAAGCCUAGCUCUUUGUGA
Messenger RNA from Pistacia vera, 1685 nucleotides. Its product is annotated as shikimate O-hydroxycinnamoyltransferase-like. The transcript has 3 exons. Bases 330 to 1685 code for a protein of 451 amino acids. The record is from RefSeq and is a predicted model, not a curated record. Gene Ontology annotation, molecular function: acyltransferase activity, transferring groups other than amino-acyl groups. Lineage: Eukaryota; Viridiplantae; Streptophyta; Magnoliopsida; Sapindales; Anacardiaceae.